Messenger RNA from Artibeus jamaicensis (Jamaican fruit-eating bat), 12018 nucleotides. It is a transcript of the gene WWP1, whose product is annotated as WW domain containing E3 ubiquitin protein ligase 1. The transcript has 28 exons. The record is from RefSeq and is a predicted model, not a curated record. Gene Ontology annotation, molecular function: protein binding; ubiquitin protein ligase activity. The coding region runs from base 3281 to 6217 and encodes 978 amino acids. NCBI's taxonomy places the organism in Eukaryota, Metazoa, Chordata, Mammalia, Chiroptera, Phyllostomidae. Gene Ontology annotation, biological process: ubiquitin-dependent protein catabolic process.
ACUGGGCAGGGGGUGGGUGGAGACUCUGAGGCCGAGCUUUCGGCCCAGGCGGACCUCUCCGAAGCAGAGUCGCGAGGCUGCCGUGUGGCCCUGACGUAGGCCGGAGCGAAGUGUCCCGGUAACUCUGUUGCGCGGCUGCCCAGCUGCUCACCUUGUCCCCCUGCCACCCUGAGAGACGCCGGGUGCACUUCCUGACCGCGCUUGGUAUUCCGCACCGCGUCCUGGACCGCGUUCUUCGCCGGUGUCACCUAGUCCUGGCUGCAGCCCCAGUGCACCCCACCUCCACCCCGGUGAUUUGCCAGGUUCCAGUGACCUUGCAGUUUUUGCUAGCAACUGGGACUCCUCCUGCCGACCUUUACAAGAUGUUAAUUUUGUAGUUGGCUCAUCGCUUUGCCACUUUUGAGGGAACAUCCUGUGCUAGGUCCUUCCUUCACCCCGUCGCCUGGGAGUGAAGCUGCCUUCGUUCCUGUGAUGACCAGACAAGACCACUCACUGCCUGUUGACAUUUUUUCUCUUCCAGGCGCUUGGCGUGGCUUAUUUUCUCUUGGAUAAGUUUUAUAUAUAUAUUUUUGUGUGUGUGCAGCCUAAUGUUCAAAGGAUUUUGAGUUGUGCUUUAAAAUGCUAUUGGUAACAGUGGUGGAAGGGAAUGAUGUCUGAAGUUCUCUCUCUACCUUUGGUGUUUUUACCUGAAACACCUAGUGAGCAGUUGUAUGCAGGUUUUCACGAGAAUUCCCACUUACUAUCAAUCAACCUUAUCUGUGGGCACUGACUCUCUGUAUUAUGCAAGCAAAAUGCACCCUUUAAAAAAGAAAGGCAUUCUUUUAUGUAUGUAGUUUGUUUUUAGUCAUAAAGUAGUAAAUUAGCUAUUAUGGAAAUGAUUACUUUUUAUAAGCAGUUAAUAUUUUUUCAAAUUGAGUACUUAGUGGCCAAGUAUUGGGAGCCACUCAGAUUGAGAAGUGUGAAAUAAAUGAAUAGUUCUUUUAGAUGUAGCUUACUGACAUUUUCAAAUAGUUCUUCCUGGACUUUGAAAAGCAGAAAGUAAGGGCUAUGUUUUGGAAUCCUGGUGUGAUAGAGGAUGUCACAGAUAAAGCCUUCAAAGAGGGGAUCUACUGUUCACUCAGGAAGCCUGCAAUUUCUUUUACUACUUUGCACAGUUAUUAAGCAUUUACUGCAUGACUGUGUGAGGUAUUGGGGACUAUAAAGGUGAGCAUGAUGAUGGUUUCUGCCUUCAAGGACAAGUUGGGUGGGUAGGACUAUACAUACAUGCCUCAUUUUUUUUUUUUUAAUUCUCACCCAGGGAUAUAGGUGGUUUUUGUUGUUUUAAAGAGAGAAAGGGGGGGAAAGAAAUUAUUGAUUUUUCUCCCAUAUGUGCCCCAACCAUGCAUGGAACCCGUAUGUGUGUGCCCUGCCUGGGGGUUGAACCCUCAGCCUUUUGGUGCACAGCACUGUGCUCCAACCAGCUGAGCCACCUGGCCAGGGCUCAUUUGUCUUUUCAUAAAUAGUUAAGGUACCUGCAGAAUUCAAAUUUAAAAAGGGAAAAGCCCACAUCUCAUUUGGGAAGGUAGGGUUUCCUGGCUUGGGAAAUUUUGAAGGAUGACUAAGAAUCUUGACCGGUAGGGAAAGGUAAUCCAAAGCAGAAAGAAGGGACUAAGAAGAGCACAGAGUUCAUACAUCUGAAGAGAUGGAAAUAUUUAUGUUAGGAUGGAACAUCAAGUAUUUGUACCAGUAAUGAGGAUGAUGAAGCUUGAAGUAAAAAUUGACCAAUUUAUGUUUGCUUUUAAUUCAGGCAGAUGAUCUUGGAGUUGGUAGACAGUGGGGGUUUUACCAAUAACUUUGAGUUGAGAAUGUAAUGUAAAUCUCUUUUCAGAGGGUUAAUCUGGCAGCUGUUGCAGCGUGGAUUGAAGUAGAGAACACUUGGAUACAGAGAACACUGUAAUUGCUGUGAUCAUAGGUAGAGAAGAGUUAAGCUAUGGCUGUAAAUACAGGAAUGGUAAAGAGGAAGGGAGUAGUAGAUUAGGCAGAAUUGAUGAUGAGAGGGAAAAUAACUUAAGGCUCAGAUUCACGUUAAUAGUGGUAUGGUAUUGAGCACAUUUACAGAAGCUUUAUAUUUGGCAUGUGUUACUUUGUAGCAGGAGUUCUCAAUGUUUUGGGGAUUAGUAAUCCUUGGUGGAAUUAAAGAAUCCUGGCCUAGGAAAUUUCUGUAUGCACCUGUGCUUUCUGCUUAGCAUUUUAGAGCACAGGUGGCAAACAAGGCCUGCUGGCCGAAUCUGGCCCUUACCUUUUUUUUUUUUUUUUAAUCCGGCCCAGCAUCUUGUUUCUACUCAGUGGCAGCGCCAGCUCCUUGCCCCUAGUUAAGGAGUAGUUACAUUUAUACAGUCCGAAAAUUACAUUCGGCCCUUUUUCUGAGGCCGAUAAUGUGGCCCCCUGCCCCCGGUAAAAAUGAGUAUUACACCCCUGUUUUAGAGAGUCUGUGGACCACCUGAAGCUUAUUCAUGGAACCCCUGAGCCAGUGGGUUGACCUGGAAGCAGCUCUCAGAAUUAGUUGGGGCUUUUAAAACACUAAAACUUUCAAAUUCUUUUAUUUACUGCUUAGAACCCUUACUGUAGAGACACACUAUAUUUACACCCAAGGACACUAUCUCCUUUCACUUGUGUUGUUGUUUACAGUGAAUUUUGACUAACUUAUGUUAUUUGCUAUUGUGUUACAGAGCAAACUAGCCCAAGAGGUUAAAUGAUUUGCCCCAAAUAUUUCAAUUGGCAAGUAUGUAAAUUGGAAUCAGGAGUUGAUUUCUUUCUUGUAUGAUGUAUGCAAUUGAUUUAUCAUCAUUGGGUAUAGUUACUGCCUUUAUGUGACCUUGUCAGUGAGGACUAGAUGAUCCUGGGAGGUUCCUUCCAGUUAACAAUUUGUGAUUUUUGGCUCUUAGGUUUUCAUUGUACUGUGUGGACUCUUAUUCUUUCCAUGUGAUGGAAUGCUGGUGAGGCUGAGGGAUGAAUUGAGUGUAUGGAGAGCAGGUUCUUAUCUUCCAAUGGUUAAAAAAAAAACAGCACCUGUGAAGUGCAGUAAAGCGAGGUAUGCUUCUAACUACACUCCUUUUCUCUCGGUUUUGAGGAAAUUAUGCAAAAGUACAAGGAACCAGAAGGGGAUGGAUCAAGCAGAGAAGGAAAGGUUUGUCUCACUAGACUAUGAACUCCUUGAAAGAAGGAAUCGUGUCUUACUCAUCUUUAUAUCCCCAGCAUCCGGUACAGUUCCUGGUGCAGAGUUUAAGCUGAAUUGUGGGACAUGGCCACUGCUUCACCAAGGUCUGAUACUGGUAAUAACCAUAGUGGAAGGUUACAGUUGCAGGUAACUGUUUCUAGUGCCAAACUAAAAAGAAAAAAGAACUGGUUUGGAACAGCAAUAUAUACAGAAGUAGUUGUAGAUGGAGAAAUUAAGAAAACAGCAAAAUCCAAUAGUUCUUCUAAUCCAAAAUGGGAUGAACAGCUAACUGUAAAUGUGACCCCACAGACCACAUUGGAAUUUCGUGUUUGGAGUCAUCACACUUUGAAAGCAGAUGCUUUAUUAGGAAGAGCAACAAUAGAUCUGAAACAGGCUCUGUUAAUACACAACAGAAAGUUGGAAAGAGUGAAAGAACAAUUAAAACUUUCCUUGGAAAACAAGAAUGGCAUAGUGCAAACUGGUGAAUUAACGGUUGUGCUGGAUGGAUUGGUGAUUGAGCCAGAAAAUCUAACAAGCUGCAACUCACCUCCAACCAUAGAAAUACAGCAAAAUGGUGAUGCCUUACAUGAAAAUGGAGAGCCAUCAGCCAGGACAACGACCAGGUUGACUCCUGAAGGUCCAAAUGGAAUAGAUAACUGCGUACCUUCCAGCACUGUGGUGCAGAAUUCAUGCUGUUCACCUAUAGUUAAUGGAGACAGUGCACUUUCAUCUCCAUCUCAGGGUGCUGCCAGACCUGGAAACACACCAGCUCCCAAACCAUUCACAUCUGAGCCAGCCAGUGACACUGAUUGCCUUGUUCAUUUGCCCUUUGUAGUUAAUGGAGAAUCGACCUCACUUGCACCAACUGAUGCCCCUCCUGCCAUGCUGACUGCCAUGGUCCCUGAGGAUGGCACCUCGUCAUCAAGUUGCAUUGGAACCUCUAGUGAGGAGGCCCCUGUUCCAGAAAUGCCAGUGUCCUUGGAACACAAUGGAUGCAUCCUCUCUGAUGGCAUGAUAUUCGGGUCUGGAGCUGGUAGUGACCUAGACCCUGCUGCAUCUGCGUCUGGAAAUAGCUCUGCCUUCGAAGCAGUCAAGUUAAGGCAGCCUGGUGGUUGUGUGGAGCCUGGGGCGAACGCCAGCACAGAAACUCUGCCCUCAGGGUGGGAGCAGAGGAAAGAUCCUCAUGGGAGAACCUAUUAUGUGGAUCAUAAUACUCGAACGACCACAUGGGAGAGGCCACAGCCUUUACCUCCAGGCUGGGAGAGAAGAGUGGAUGACCGUGGCAGGGUAUACUAUGUGGACCACAACACCAGAACAACCACGUGGCAGCGGCCAACCCUGGAAUCAGUGCGGGACUUUGAACAGUGGCAGUCACAGCGCAGCCAGCUCCAGGGUGCCCUGCAGCAAUUCAAUCAGCGCUACCUCUACUCAGCUUCAAUGUUAGCUGCAGAAAAUGACCCCUACGGGCCUUUACCACCAGGCUGGGAAAAAAGAGUAGAUUCAACAGACAGAGUUUACUUCGUGAAUCAUAACACAAAAACCACCCAGUGGGAAGAUCCGAGAACUCAAGGCUUACAGAAUGAAGAGCCCCUGCCAGAAGGCUGGGAGAUUAGGUAUACUCGGGAAGGUGUGCGGUACUUUGUCGAUCACAACACCAGAACGACGACAUUCAAAGAUCCUCGAAAUGGGAAAUCAUCUGUAACUAAAGGUGGUCCACAGAUUGCUUACGAACGCAGCUUUAGGUGGAAGCUUGCUCACUUCCGUUACCUGUGCCAGUCCAAUGCACUACCCAGUCAUGUAAAGAUUAAUGUGUCCCGACAGACACUGUUCGAAGAUUCCUUUCAGCAGAUUAUGGCAUUAAAACCCUAUGACUUGAGGAGGCGAUUAUAUGUAAUAUUUAGAGGAGAAGAAGGACUUGAUUAUGGUGGUUUAGCAAGAGAAUGGUUUUUCUUGCUCUCACAUGAAGUCCUGAAUCCCAUGUACUGCUUGUUUGAGUAUGCUGGCAAGAACAACUACUGUCUGCAGAUUAACCCUGCAUCUACCAUCAACCCGGACCACCUUUCCUACUUCUGCUUCAUCGGUCGCUUCAUUGCCAUGGCACUUUUUCAUGGAAAGUUUAUUGAUACUGGUUUCUCUUUACCAUUCUACAAGCGUAUGCUAAGUAAGAAACUGACGAUUAAGGAUUUGGAAUCCAUUGACACUGAAUUUUAUAAUUCCCUUAUCUGGAUAAGAGACAAUGACAUUGAAGAAUGUGGCUUAGAAAUGUACUUUUCUGUUGACAUGGAGAUUUUGGGAAAAGUUACUUCACAUGACCUGAAGCUGGGAGGUGCCAAUAUCCUGGUGACUGAGGACAACAAGGAUGAAUACAUUGGUUUGAUGACAGAAUGGCGUUUCUCUCGAGGAGUGCAAGAGCAGACCAAAGCUUUCCUGGAUGGUUUCAAUGAAGUUGUUCCUCUUCAGUGGCUACAGUACUUUGAUGAAAAAGAAUUGGAGGUCAUGCUCUGUGGCAUGCAGGAGGUGGACCUGGCUGACUGGCAGAGAAAUACUGUAUAUCGGCAUUACACAAGAAACAGCAAGCAGAUUAUUUGGUUUUGGCAGUUUGUAAAGGAUACAGACAAUGAGGCGAGAAUGCGUCUGCUACAGUUUGUCACGGGGACCUGCCGCCUGCCCCUUGGAGGCUUCGCAGAGCUCAUGGGAAGUAAUGGGCCUCAAAAAUUUUGCAUUGAAAAAGUUGGGAAAGACACCUGGUUACCAAGAAGCCACACGUGGCUUGUUGUCACCUGUGCAUUCAUUCUCAUCGUCAGCCACAACAGGCGGACUCUGCUGGCCAGGGUCCACCACAUCUGGUGCCCAGCAACAGGGACGCCAAGGCUAUCGGCCAUCGUGGUCAACACACCACCGUGGGUGGAACUCGUGCAACAGCCCAGGCACAGGUCCAGCACUGAAGAGCCACAAGGGUGCUUGCCGCAACAGAGACCUGUGACAAGUAUGAGUUGGACAUGGGCCAGGAAAGAACACUAGGUUUCCUGCCAACUGCAAGCAAAAGCCUACGCAACGAAAGGCACACUAUAAAAAACACUCACAAGCCCAUCCCCACAGCACAAUCCCCCAUCAGGUUUUAGGCUUGGGAGAGAGAGCAAUGAACUUUCCUUUCAAUUAGCUUUUUUUUUUUUUUAAACAAGAGCCUCUGUGCAUUCUUUCUUUAAAAGCUGCUUUUUGCAGCUCUUUUGAUUCUGCCUUUUCCUCUGCCUGCCUGUAAACAAAAAUGCAGAUAGUAAAUGAAUGUUGCAGUUUCAACCGGACUCCAAAGAUUGCUUUGAGAACUCAGACUUAGUUAACGGGUUGUUUAUGAGUGCCUCAGCCCCUUGCUGGGCACGGAAGGUAAGAGCCAUCUCCUCCCUCCCGCUUGAGAUCUCAAGCGUUCCUAUGUGAGUAGGGGCUUUGCCGAGGUGUCUGGGGUCAAUCCCUGAGACGUGUAGGGGCCUCAUAGGAACUUCUAAUCAUAGUAAUUUAACUCUGGACUCAGUCAGGGAGCACAAUAUAAAGGUUGGUCACCUGGUGCUUCGAGCCCCCCCCGCAGUCUUAGAUGCAUGGGGAAAACCUGAAACUCGUAAGCGGGGUUAGGGUACCCUGGAUACCAACUAGGCAGCCCUCCCUGACGGUUUUCACCAACAGUACAUUUCUGACCCACCACACUAUACUCCCUAAUAGCUAAUUAGCUAGGGUUUAGUAUAGGCUGCAGAAUCUGAAACGGCAGAAAUUGAAAGAAAAAAAAAAAGCUUUUAACAACAAGAAUGGGCUCUAAUUUAUCUAAAGAACAAGAAGUCUAUCUACGGGUGCUGCAGCAACUCCUCCAAGGAUCAGGACAUGAGGUAAAACAACAUCUUAUACAGCUUUUACAAUUAUAAAAGAAUAUUACCCUGCUUUCUCUGAUAAGGGAACCCUAGAUAUUAGAGUUUGGGAAAAAGCAGGUAACAAAUUAAAGGCUUUACAAGGAUAGUGGAUUUACUACCAGAGUUCAAAAUUUAGUAACUUGGGGGACUAGUCAAGACUGGUCUCAUGCCUAUACGAACUAAGAAAAAGGAGUUAGUUACAAAGGAAGAUAUGGAGUUUAGUUCAGAUGAGGAAGUAGUAUAUGAUGCAGCAGAACAGGCUACAAGAGUCCUACCUACAGCUCCACCAGAGAACCUGUCUGAUAGUAACCACUCCUUAUCUUAAUUAUGGGAGCAUUCCUCCCUGCAAGAUCAGUCACCAUCAAGAAAGCCAAAAAAUUCAGAUGAAUACCCUGUUGGGAUUAUGAGACAAUGCCUUCAGCAGGCAGCAGAGGAGGGUGAUUUAGAUGCUCUUUUGGCUUUUCCCAUUAUAAUCAAGGGUCAGAGGAAAGUCCACGAGCCCCUUCCACUUUAUAAGGAUUGAAAAAAGAGUAUUAAAGAAAAUGGGCUUCAGUCUCCUUAAACUAAUGGGCUAUUUCAAUCCAUUACUGACAGUUAUAAAAUGGUACCUUGUGACUGGAUGGCCCUCGCCAGGACUGUUUUGACCCAGGCUCAGUAUACUGUUUGGUAUUCAGAAUACUCUCAAAGCGCUGGCAUCCAAGCCACUGAGCAUUCACAAAUAAAUAAUCCUGUCACCCUCCCUAUGCUGCUUGGGUCUGAUAAUUUUGCUACUGCUGUGGCUCAUGCUAGGCUUGAUCCUCAUGUUUUUUAUCAGACUGCUCAAAUUGCUCUCAGGGCCAUGAGAGCUGUACCUGAUGCUCAGGGCAGGGAAAUUUCUUCCUUACUAAUAUUCAUCAAGGUGUUAUGGAGGCAUAUACUGACUUUAUUGACCACCUCCAAGAAGCCAUUGACAGGCAAAUAGAUAAUGUUAGAGCCUCCAAAGCUCUUUUGUGGCAGCUAUAGCUUAUGAAAAUGCUAACAAGGAUUGCAGGGCAAUUAUUGGUCCCCUGCGAGCUACCACCAAGGACAUCAGUGAGUUUAUCAAGGCUUGCCAAGAUGUUGGCACACAGCACCAUAAGGCCUCUCUCCUACCUACUCCAAUUAAGGGAUAUUGAGAUCUCAGAUGUUAUCACUGUGGAAAGCCUGGUCACCUGGGCAAGGACUGUUUGUCUACAUCGAGAGGGGGAAAAGGUAAUUACAAACUUCCCCCCAAGGAUUGUCCACGCUGUGGCAGAGCAGGCACUGGGCAAGAGAAUGGUCGCUCCAAAUUUAACAAAAAUAACCAACUGAUUCAGGGAAACUUCCAGGGGGGUGCCCGUUCCAGCGCCCCCAACCCCAAAUGUAGCUUUCAGAAAAACCAGUAUCAGAGAAUUCGAGGAAAUGCAGUUUCCAACCUUUGUGCAGCCACCCAUGAAAGUGCAGGGCUGGACUUGGUCACCGCCAAUGAGCUCAUUUUACAGGAGCAGGAUCAAAUAAUUGUAGCUUCCACUGGUGUUUGGGGACCUCUACCCCCAGGAACAGUAGGUCUAAUUUUAGGAAGAUCCAGCAUUACUACUACUGAAGGCAUCUUUGUUCAACCAGAAGCUGUUGACUCAGAUUAUAAAAGAAAUUAAAAUCAUGCUCAAAGUGUCUGACUAUUAUUGUAUUAUUCCUGCUCAGAGGCACAUUGCCAGCUGCUCCUCCUCCCCUACGUAAUCUCAAAGACUCAGAAUAAAGUGAGGGGAGAGAGGCUUUAGCAGUACAGACAAUUGAUCAGUUUUCUGGACAGAAUCCAUUAAGCUAAAUUAACCAAUCUUACAAGUAAAAAUAAAGAAUAAAACAUUUCAUGGGCUCACAGAUAAUGGAGCCGAUAUCUCUGUUAUCUCAAAUCAGUUUUGGCCUUUCAAAUGGACUUUAACCAACAGUGAAACAGUUGUUUCAGGAAUUUCUCAACCUCAACUCAGUGUAUAGUCUCUUAGAUGUUAUGGGCCAGAGGGACAGGUAGGAAAAAUUUGACCAUGUUUUACCUAUGCCUCUUAAUAUCUGGAGACAUGAUCUCCUCAGUCAGUGGGGGAUGCAAAUCUCUCUCCGGCAUUUUCCCUAGUGGCCACUGCUCUUAUAACUCCCCUACUGCUUACUUGGCUCUCCAACACACCAGUAUGGGUUGAUUAGUGGCCACUUAAAGGAGAGUGACUUAAACAAACGCACCUUUUAGUCAAACAACAAUUAGAAGCAGGUCAUAUUAAACCCUCUAACAGCCCACGGAACACACCUACUUUUGUUAAACCAAAGAAGUCUGGCUUGUUCAUUUGGCAAAUGAAUAAGGAAGGCAAAUGGAGACCUAAGGAAAAUUAAUGAAUUCCUCCAGCCUAUGCACCCCCUACAGCCAGGGGCCCCUAAUCCAGCCUGUAUUCCUAGAGAUUGGCCACUUUUAACCAUCGAUUUAAAAGACUGUUUCUUCACAAUUCCUUUAGCAGAAAAGGAUCGAGAGGGUUUGCAUUUUCUCUCCCUGUCUUUCAUAACUCUCAGCCUUCACAGGGAUUUUAAUGGCAAGUUUUACCUCAAGGAAUGCUUAAUAGUCCAACUAUUUGUCAGCAUUUUGUUCAUACAGCAAUUCAGCCAGUAAGGGAUCAAUUCCCUGAUUCAAUUAUCUAUCAUUAUAUGGAUGAUAUUUUAAUUGCAGCUCCCUCAUAAGAUAUGCUAGCAAAAACUACUUCCUUUCUUUAAAACUCUGUAGCUUCUGCUGGACUGAUAAUUGCUCCAGUGAAGAUCCAGCAUUCAAAACCGUGGAAAUAUUUAGGUUAUAUCCUUUCAACAGGACAAUUCGGCCUUAAGUCCUUCAAAUUAGUCCACCCAAGGAUUUAACUCUUAAUUGCCUCCAACAACUUUUAGGAACAAUUAAUUGGGUGCCACCCAGGCUUGGAAUACCCACUCAGCAGUUAACUCAUUUAUUUAAUACCCUUAAAGGAGACCCAGAUCUCAAUUCCCCUAUCAAACUGUCUUCUAAGGCCUUGCAAGAGUUAAUUAUAAUAAAUCAACAUAUUCAACAAUGACAAUUAACCAGAAUUAAUCUACAACUCCCUGUCCGAUUUGUCUGCUUUCCAAGCUUAGGUACUCCAAUAGGACUUAUAGGCAACUAAAUAAGGCAACAGAUACCUUCAUUUAACUAUGAUAGAGUGGCUUUUAAAAAAAAAAUUUUAAGAUUUUAUUUAUUUAUCUUUAGAGGGGAAGGGAAGGAGACAGGGAGAGAAAUAUCAAUGUAUGGCUGCCUCUCAUGCGUCCCCUGCUGGGAAAUGGCCUGCACCCAGGUAUGUGCCCUGACUGGGAAUUGAACCACAAUCCUCUGGUUCGCAGGCCUGUGCUCAAUCUACUGAGCUAUGAGUGGCUUCUUCUGUCUCAUCAGCCACGACGCACCAUUACCAUCUAUAUAACUGUUGUGUCACUUCAUAAUAAAAGGACAUGAACGAACACAGCAGUUAUUUGGAUAUGAUCCUGACUUUAUUCGUAUUCCCUUAACUCAGGUUUAUUUACAGCAACUAACAACUCAGUCUUUAGAAUUUCAGUGUGCCAUAGCUGACUUUGUAGGAGGACCAGAAAUUAAUUUACCCUCAGAUACACUGAUUCAAAACAUCCCAUGCCUUCAGAUAAGACCAGUAGAAAAAAAUCAGUCCAGACCAGUAACAGGAGCAAAAACUGUAUUUCUUGAUGGGUCUGGAAAAACCGGAUGAGCUGCUGUUGCCUGAAAAGAAGGCAUUAGCUGGAAAAACUCUGUAUCCUCAGGACAUGCCUCUACUCAGAGGGCCAAACUUUUUGCUGCAAUUAUGGCCCUGCGGCAAUGGCCUAAAGAAGCUUUAAAUAUAGUUUGUGACUCUGGAUAUACUGUCUAUACUACUCAACAUUUAGAUCAGGCAUUAAUUAAAACUUCAGAUGAUUCCAAUCUGCUUAACUUACUUCUGAAUUUACAGUCUCUCCUUGACAAGAGAAAACGCCCCCUUUUCAUUACUCCCAUUCCAUCUCACUCAGGCCUGCCAGGCCCCUUAGUGGAUGGUUAACAAUAAGAUAGAUGCCUUAGCGUCUUCUCUGCCUUUCAGCAAGCAGUAGCUUCUCACCAGUUUUUCAUCAGAACAGCCAGGCACUUCAAAGACAGUUUGAUAUUCCCCAUUCUCAAGCUAAGCAAAUUAUUAAAGAAUGCCCUGACUGUCAAGCCCUUACUAAGGUACCUCCAUCCACAAAAGUUAACCCUCAAGGACUAAGUUCUCAAAUGAUUUGGCCAACAGAUGUCACUCAUUAUACUCCCUUUGGAAAAUUCAAAUACAUUCACAUUUCUAUUGAUACUUACUCUGGUGCCCUACAUGCAUCUGCUUUAACAGGAGAAUCUGCUAAAAAUAUACAAACCCACUGGCUUGAAGCCUUCAGUCAUUUGGGUCAGCCUCAGCAAAUUUAAACUGAUAAUGGCCCAGGAUAUCUUGCCUAUUCUACUCAAGCCUUCCUUCAGCACUGGAAUAUCCAAUAUAAAACAGGAAUACCUUAUAAUCCAACUGGCCAGGCAAUUAUUGAACAGGCGCAUCAUACCUUUAAAAAUCUUAAAAAACAAAAAAGGGGGACUCAGGAGUCUACCCCCCAAAAUUUGACUGUUAGCUAUGUUUACCUAUAAUUUUCUAAGUUGUGAUGAAUCACUCUGUACUCCAAUUGAGAAACAUUUUCAGGCCAAACAAGCAAAACCACCUUACCCUCAGAUCUUGUACAGAGAUCCUCUGGGAGAUGAUACUUGGCAGGGCCCUAUAGACCUCUUAACAUGGGGAAGAGGGUAUCAUGUGUUUCCAUCCCCAGAGGUCCUGUCUGGUUUCCAGCUAGAAGGGUGAAGCCUCAUCAUGAACAAAACAGACAUCAAGCUCCACCACCUAGAGAUGA